Messenger RNA from Striga asiatica, 363 nucleotides. The record is from the annotation of a GenBank genome assembly. Lineage: Eukaryota; Viridiplantae; Streptophyta; Magnoliopsida; Lamiales; Orobanchaceae.
AUGCCAAAUUCCUCACUCUCAAGAGCCCUUUUAUACGGUACACUUUCCGAUUAUGACCCCGUCUUUCUCGACCGGUGUCUGGUCCGGCAUUCUCACGGCGGCAUAUGGUGGCCCGAGAGCUGCGUGCUUGGAUUAGAAACUGAUGACAGUAAGCCCACCAGUUGCAAGAAACAUGGGCCUGAGAUUCAGUUUUCUUUCAGGAUAGAAGGCAAAGCCCGAAUUACUGUGGGUAUUGAGGUUUUGAAGUGUUUUGCGAUGAGAAAAAACGAGACUAUGCUUUUACUGCCUUCCUCUGUACAAGUUGCAGUAAAGCACAUCGACUAUGCUACUCAACAAAUUCAUCUUUAUGAUCCUGAAAAUUGA